This is a messenger RNA of Penicillium paradoxum, 1269 nucleotides long. Its product is annotated as GPI-anchored transamidase subunit GAB1. The transcript has 5 exons. The coding region runs from base 1 to 1269 and encodes 422 amino acids. Gene Ontology annotation, cellular component: membrane; GPI-anchor transamidase complex. NCBI's taxonomy places the organism in Eukaryota, Fungi, Ascomycota, Eurotiomycetes, Eurotiales, Aspergillaceae. The record is from RefSeq and is a predicted model, not a curated record. Gene Ontology annotation, biological process: protein localization to cell surface; attachment of GPI anchor to protein.
AUGGCUGUAGACCGGCGGAAGAUUGCUGUAUUUGGCGCAGCCUUUGUGCUGCGUCUGCUUCUCGCAUGUCUCUUCCCUUCAUUGCCUGAUUUGUUAACCGGGAGGGUUGAAGUCUCUACACCCGUCAAUAGCUUCAAGCGCCUGCAGGAAGGCCUAUUUUUGUACACAAGAAAUGUGUCGCCCUAUGAUGGAGGUGUCUUCCAUCAGGCACCCCUCCUAUUACCUCUGUUCGCCCUACUCCCGGAUGCGAAGAGCUCACCUCUACCAACCGCCAUUUUCUACUUCCUUGUGGAUCUUUUGAAUGCGCAUGCAUUGAUCGCAAUUUCUGCGUCGGGUCAAUCGGUUAAAUCGAGAUUGCACUCAGCGGUCCGAAAACAUGUCCGGUGGGAUGGGGUGUCAGUUGCAGCAUGGUUCUUGUUCAACCCUCUUACUAUUGCGACAUGUCUAGCGCGGUCAACAAGCGUGUUCACCACAUCAGGAGUCCUCUUCGCUGUCUCCAAUGCAGUCGGGGGAAACAGUAUUAAUGCAAUGCUAGCCCUCGGGUUUGCUUCCUACUUAUCGCUUUACCCUGCACUACUAUUUUUUCCGUUGGUUCUACUAUGCUAUGACUGCCGCUUGCAGGGACUAAACCCACCCAAUGUUGGAUCUUUCGUUGUCCAACACGCUGCCCUGCUGCUGGCCAGUGUGGCAGGACUGCUUGGUCUCUCCUGCCUGAUUACAGGCAACUUUUGGGAAUUCAUCUCGGCAACAUACGGUUUCCAUCUUCUGGUCCCAGACUUGACCCCCAACGUGGGGCUGUGGUGGUACUUUUUCAUCGAGAUGUUUGACUCCUUCCGGGAGUUCUUCCUCGGUGUGUUCUGGCUUCACUUGGCUAGUUAUGUCGGGGGCCUCACAGCUCGUUUCCGCAGUCAGCCUCUAUUCGUUAUUGCCUCCCUUUUAGGUGUUUUCGCCAUCUUCAAGCCGUACCCUAGCAUUUCGGAUGCAUCGUUGUUCUUUGCAUUGCUGCCAUUGUAUCGGCACCUUUUCCCAUUGAUGCGAUAUACCUUCUUUGCGGUAUCGGCAAUCCUAUACUCCAGCCUCCUCGGUCCGGCUUUCUACCACCUUUGGAUUUACGCCGGGUCUGGAAAUGCGAACUUCUUUUACGCCAUCACGCUGGUCUGGAGUUUGGGUCUCUCUAUCCUGCUUGCGGACACAGUCUUCGCCGCCCUCAGAGACGAAUGGGAGCAAGAGCAUCCAGAACAAGAGGGCACAGAGGUGCGGCAAGUGUAA